AUGUUGGUAUUACUGUUAUCACUGGUGGCUACGGUAAACGCGGAUGUCAAGACUAUGGCAAUAGUAAAGUCGUUUAAUCUGAGAACAACUGCCAAAUCUGACAUCACUUGCUCGUCAAUUCAAAAAGUUUUGAUCGAAUCUACCUCAGUUACAAGCUGGAAUUGUGUAGGUGAAACGUUGGCGGCUGAAAAAGAUCCUGGAAUGUGGAUAGUCACCGAGAUGGAUCCAAUGACUCCAGACAAGGACAAGUUGACUUGGCGUAUCGAGUACACCAACGGGAACCUGACAGAUUCGUUUAGCACCACAAAAACAAUAGAAAAACCGCUAGCAGUCAAUAACACCAUUGAAAUCACACCAAAACCGAAAUCAAAAGCAAUCCUCACAAAUCGAGUAGACAUACGUGCAGCUGAAGACGAUAGCAAAACUGAGCCUCCAACGACAUCGAAAGCAACAGAACAUCCUAAAGACGAUCCAACUACGAUGGAGAAAACGAAACCAACGGAACCCGCUACAACUACGCAAACACCAGCACCAUCCAACAAAGUCACCGUUACUGUAAACUACAUACAGUUCUAUAGUGGACAAGAACCAGUUUAUGUGAACAAACAUACAGCAGCUGUUGUUAUCGCAGUUUUAGAGGGCCUCAUUCUUGGUGCUAUUCUUGCGGUGGUGAUAUUCCGAUGCUACAAGACAUCACAGAUGAGAGCAGCUGGUAUGUAUCCGUCAAGCAACGACUACCAGUCAAAUAAUAUGCGAAAUACAGUCUACUACGAUAAUGGAGGUACUCUGAACUAUUCAAGGAAUCCUCGCCCUGAAAUCCCCUCAUAUCGCUCUCCGGAUAUUCAAGCUCCAGUACGACUAGACUCAUUACCACCCCGAACGCAGCAACCAAUGGCUACGCCUAACCUUAUGCCAGUGUCAGCAACAUCUCCAACCGCUAGCGUAACACCAGCACCGCUGAACAACUGGCCCGAUAUGCCUGGACAGGCUCAGCCGAUUCGAAAUAUUAUGGAUAGUGAUAUCUGA
Messenger RNA from Necator americanus (New World hookworm), 1026 nucleotides. RefSeq lists its product as uncharacterized. NCBI's taxonomy places the organism in Eukaryota, Metazoa, Nematoda, Chromadorea, Rhabditida, Ancylostomatidae. The transcript has 10 exons. The record is from RefSeq and is a predicted model, not a curated record. The coding region runs from base 1 to 1026 and encodes 341 amino acids.